Molecule: messenger RNA, 8640 nt
Organism: Hyla sarda
Lineage: Eukaryota; Metazoa; Chordata; Amphibia; Anura; Hylidae
Gene: ITGB8
Product: integrin subunit beta 8
Exons: 14
Coding region: 404-2743 (779 amino acids)
Biological process (GO): cell adhesion mediated by integrin; cell migration; integrin-mediated signaling pathway
Cellular component (GO): focal adhesion; cell surface; integrin complex
Molecular function (GO): integrin binding
Source: RefSeq, a predicted model, not a curated record
CGCCCACACUCCGAGCCGAGCCGAGCUGCACAAGUCAGUCUCCUCAGUGAGUGCGGGCUCCCGUCUCCUAGCAACACCGAACUCUGCUGCGCUCCAGUCACACCAGGCGGGAGGGUCGCGGUACCUGACAGGAGCCGCUCAUCCUGCCCAUUGUCUCGGCACCUUUGUCUUGGCAUGAGGGGACAUGCUAAUGACCUGGGCUCUCCCGUGAGCGGACAUGCGCUGAGGCGGGAGGUCUGCGCUGCCUCUAUAAAGCCACCUGUGUGCUGCCUCCGCCACUGAACUUCGGAGCCUGUGCCCGCACUGACAAGAAUAGGCUCUUUGUGUGAGGGAUGGCAGCCGGGCCGGGCACACAAGGUUGGCACUGCCUGUAGUCUCCAAUGCUCCGCUCCGGGAGAAGCCAAUGCUGCAGCUAGAGGAGAAGGAGAAGCCCGGCCAUCUGCAGAAGGCGAUAUGCGCGGCCGCCUGUGCCCACAAAGCCUACACCCCCCGAGCCGUCCUCAGACCCUGCGGGAUGGCAGCCCACCCUCCCCGGGGGACCCUCGGCAGCAGCCUGCUGACUCUCGGUUUACUCUCGCUUCUCCUGGGACUUUGCCAGUCAGUUGAAAACAAGUGUUCCUCUUCCAAUGCAGCUACAUGCACAAAAUGCCUUUCGCUGGGCCCAGAAUGUGGAUGGUGUACUCAAGAGGAUUUUAUGGUGGAUUCAGUGGAAAGUGAAAGAUGUGACACUGUUUAUAAUUUAAAGUCCAAGGGCUGCCGAGGAGACUCCAUAGAGCAUCCAUCAGCCCAGAUUGUGAGCAGCAAGGAGGGAAACAGUCAGGUCACACCAGCAGAGGUGUCCGUCCACCUGAGACCAGGAGCUUCUGUGAACUUCUUACUUCGAAUGCAGCGCCUGGAGAAGUAUCCAGUGGACCUUUAUUAUUUGGUCGACGUCUCUGCAUCAAUGUUUGCAACUAUAGAAAAAAUUAAUAAUAUUGGAUCUGACCUUUCUCAGAAAAUGGCAGACUUCUCUCAUGACAUAAGGUUUGGAUUUGGAUCCUUUGUGGAUAAGCCAGUAUCACCGUAUAUAAGCAUUCAUCCUGACAGAUUAAAGAAUCAGUGCAGUACUUUAAAUAAAAACUGCAUGCCACCCCAUGGAUUCAUUCAUGUGCUCUCCCUAACAAACAAUAUGACACAGUUCAAGCAAAUUGUAAGUAAGCAGAAGAUUUCCGCAAAUAUAGAUGACCCAGAAGGUGCAUUUGAUGCAAUGCUGCAGGCAGCAGUUUGCCAUAAAGAAAUUGGCUGGCGGAAAGAAGCAAAACGCUUAAUUAUUUUGUUGACAGAUCAAACCUCUCAUUUACCACUUGACAGUAAAUUAGCUGGAAUAGUGUCACCGAAUGACGGCAGCUGUCAUCUCAAAGACAACGUUUACACCAGAGCUUCAGAUAUGGAGCAUCCAUCCCUAGGUUUACUAGGGGAGAAGUUAGCAGGCAACCAUGUUUAUGGGGUUUUUGCAGUCCGUGGAAAUGCUUUUAGUUGGUAUAAGGAUCUUUUACCAUUGCUGCCAGGAACGGUUGCCAAGGAACUGGAUGCCACUGCAUCAAACAUUAAGAAUUUGGUGGUGGAAGCUUAUCAGGCACUUCUUUCAGAAAUAAAGAUUCAAGUGGAUAAUCCCAUGAAGGGUAUUUAUGUAAACAUUACUGCUAUAUGUCCAGAUGGAAGCAGACAUUCUGGAAUAGAAGGAUGUCGUAAUGUACAGAGUAAUGAUAAGGUUCUUUUUAAUGUAACAGUUACUAUGGACACUUGUGAUGUAGAAGGUGGACAUAACUACAUCAUUCUUAAACCUAUUGGUUUCAAUGAAACCGUGAAAGUAAAGAUUCACAGAAGUUGCACAUGUCAGUGUAACAGUCCACUAAGGCAUAAGGAUAAGUGUGUUACCGAGGUUCACCCAGACUGCCCUGGAGUUCCAUGCAGAGACAGCAACUGCAGCUUGGGAGAAAAGGAAUAUCAGUCCGAAAACUGCAAGCAAUCCCCAUCAGAGUCUGAGUGUAGUGGUAGAGGAACUUGUCUGUGUGGAAAAUGCUACUGCUCUAAAACCAAACUGGGAAAAAUAUAUGGGAAAUACUGUGAAAUUGACAAUUUUUCUUGCCCGUACAACCUUGGAAAACUAUGUUCUGGUAAUGGUGAAUGUUACAAUGGAGAUUGUAAAUGCCAUAGUGGCUGGGAAGGGGACAGAUGUCAAUGCUCAUCAUUAAAGAAACACUGUAUGGAUUCCAAUGGACUUGUGUGCAGUGGGAGGGGAACCUGCACAUGUGGUAAAUGCGAGUGCACUAUUGACAAAAGCUUUGGCCCUUUGUGCCAAUACUGCUCUGGAUGUAGCAAUACCUGCACGGACAACUGGAACUGUGAGCAUUCUCAUGGCUCACUGAAUGGAUCUGUUAAUCCAAUGGAUCCCUAUAAAACCAAAUGUAACACACUGGUGUACUAUAUUGAUCAGACUUCAGAAUGCUUCUCAGACCCUUGGAUCUUGAAGAUAUUUUUUAUCAUCUUUACUGCAACCUUCUUAAUUGGGUUUCUUUCUAUACUUAUAAUUAGAGUUAGUAUUUUACAAUGCAGCAACAACAGGAGGACCUCUUCAUCUGACUACAGGGUGCCAACAUCAAUAAAAGAUAAAAGCAGCUUGCACAGUGUGUACUCGAAGACAGUAACAUAUACUCGGGAAAAACCGGAAGACAUUAAUAUCGCAUUCAAGUACAAGUUUUAGGGACCUUCUUCCAACCCUGUGUGGUUGGCUUCCAUUGACUUUCAUGCCUUUUUCUAUAGACAUUUUUAUAGAUUUUUUUAAAGAAUUAAAUUAAUGUCACAUAAAUGGGCAGGGCCUGUUUAUUCAGCGCAUGCCAACCCAUAAGCCAUUACUACGAAUGCCAUCAUUUUUUAGAAGAGCACUAAAGAUAACAUGGCUUUGUGGCAUUCUGCAAGUGAUCAAUUUUUAAUACAUCCUGAUUUUUUUUCAUUUUGUACAGAUUUGGGAACUGACAUAACUACAUAGAGUUAUUAUUUAGCUGCUCUAAUAGAUUCAUGUGCAUUACUACUGUACGGUACAAAGUUUGAAUGUAGCACUUUAUUGUUUUAAUUUUUUUGUAUGUUUUUACAAAGCACUGAUAACACUUUAGCUAGAUUUUAUGUGCACUCCACAGAGAGAUGUGUAGCCUUUUUUAACACAGAUGUAUUUGAGCUGAGUUUGUCAUUUGGUACAAAACAUUGAUAUGCUGUAGAUAUUUUGUUGACACGCAACAGCAACAGUUAAAUGAUAGGUUCAGCUCUGCUACCUCUGUAGGCAUGAAAAAUAAACAUUUCGGAGUGCUUAAACUGCUGCAAGGGAAACAUGUAGGUGGUUUUGAUUAAUUCAGUUGUGACUAUGUAAGAAAGUACUGUAAUUGUGAGUUUAACUCUGAAAUGCAAAAUAGGCCAUUAAUGAAGUAUAUAUAUAUAUAUAUAUAUAUAUAUAUAUAUAUAUACAUUUUCAUGUAUAAAAGUUAAAACUAAUUUUUUUAAAGUUUAAAUAUAAAAUUGGAGGUACAGUAAAAUUACAUUUGGAACAGUCCAUCAAACAAAAAGUAACACAAGGCAGUUUGAGAAUCUUAUAGAUUGUAACAUAGAUGAUUGUUGGUACAAACGUCACUUUAAAAACAUUUAUAAUGUCUGAUACCAUUCUAUAUUAACAACUGUAGAACUAUAACAAUAUAAAAGGUGAGGUGCCCUAAGUGACAAAAAAAAUUACCAUAAUAGUUAUUUUGAAUAGAGUCUGCAUAAUUGUUUACUACAAGUGUACCACCACCUUUUACAUCAAUCUAAAAGGGUCUGUCAGCAGUUGUCAUGCCUCAAAACUGUUAACAGCGCUAUGUAGAGGGCAGUGAGAGAAGUUUGAUCAUAUCUUGGGUUACGAUCAUGCAACCUACAUGAUGAUGAAACUGGGCCUAGCCAAUGCCACGGCAAGUGCCAAGAAGACAAAAUGUUUAUGUUAUGUGCUCCUCUCAUCUCUGAGUGACAGCUAUAGUGGUCAUCUAACCGGACAGUACAGCUACAGAUAUAAUAGGAGGGGUGAUAAAAAAGUUUAAUGUAGACAGCUCGGGGGCUUAACAUGAAGGGCCUGCAGUCAGGAUUUUGCAGUAGCAAUGGCCAGGAACGGUCAUGACGUCAACCCAAGGUCCGAUCACACUCCUUCCCUCAAAAUCUGUGCUGAUCAAUUUCUAUAAAUAUCUGGUCAUAGUGCUGGCAACAGUUUUUAAGGGCUCAAAACUGCUAAUAUACUCCCUUUAAAGUGACCAUAGAAGUAGCAAAUGUUUUUGUAAUGUGGCAGUAUUAGGUAUUUAUAACAAUAAUAACUGUAAAUGCAGUAUCAAUGUAAUUUUGCUAUAUUUGGUGUGGAGUUUCAGUAGCUAGUCUGAAGUGGAAUGAAUUGCCUGUUACUAUAAAAGAGACUGAAUACAUUCUUUGUAAUAUUGACGAAAACUUGUUGCAUCUAUGGUCAACUUUAGGCACAUCUGUUAUUUAUACAUGGUGAUGUGUUACCCACUGAACUAUACAAUAACUUGAUGUCAUACUGUUUUAUUAUCUAUGUUGUCCUUGACCAGAUUAUUUAAGAACACUAAAUAUCUUUAAAGGUGAUCUGUCAGCUCUAUGUCAUGUUCUGAGCUCACGUGUCCAUGAAGCAAUUCUAAGCUGCAGUGUGAAUCAGAUGGGGAAUGGAGAUGCAGUGCAUCCCGGACACAUGAGCUCUGAGCAUGAUGUAGAGCUGACUGAUUCCUUUAUUUCAAAUAAUGCAUUAGUACAAUAUGUGGACUUUACUCUAAAGAUCCAGUAACAUUUGUAAGAAGCAAUUGUGAGCUGCAUCAAGAACAUCAAAACAUUUUUGAAACAUUUUUAUGGAAUUUUCAUAAAGUGAAUGUUCACUCUUAAACACCAGUUUGUUAUUUUAAAUAGAAACAUUAAGUUUGUGUUUUUGAAUUUCUUAUUGUAUCUUUAUAGCAACUGGAGUUGUUGGAUACAGCACUUCAAAGACUUAUAACAGUCUAUCUUUCUACUAGCACUACUAAUGGGAGCUUAUAGUAGGAGCUUGCUGUAUACUGUUUAUGCAUUGAAGUCUAUGAUAAAACCGUAUGCAGUUAGCACCUCCUAGUGGUGGCUGAAGGCUUUUUUACGCCAUUCUUGGGGAAAAGGGAAAGUUGUGCUGGCAAAAGACGCACCAUUGCUAGUAAAAUUUUGCUAUGAUAUACACUAUACUAAAUGUAUGGGGCUGCGGAGGCCUCACCACCACAUGCUAACUUCCUCCCACUUUAAGAAUUCUGGGUGCAGCGUAAAAACAGGGAUUUGAAUUCUGUAUCAGAUAAAGAAGCUUUGACCAGAUAUGGCUAGAAAUUGAUCAGCAUAGAUUUUGGACCAAAACAUGGCAACUUAGUGGACAUUUAUUUAAUUCUAAUAAACAUUGACGAACUGGUGGCAUUAUUGCCAACUUUAAUGUUAAAUCCAGCAAAUUGUGUCUUGAUAAGAAAAAAUUGUCUGUGUUGCACUAGAAAACAUACCAUUUAUUGUGAUGUUCAUAUGUUUAAUAGGUUGUAUAUUUGGAUUUCAGUAUUUCCAUAGUAUCCUGAGCAUUGUGCCAGUGUUGCUGUGUCAGGCUAUGUCCACACUGUGCUUUCUUAGGUAUAUUCCAUUUGUAAAAAUGCAUGUGCAAAAUCCCAAUUUGCAACGCAAUUUUAAACAUCUAUAGGAAAGUAGUUGUCUUUGCAAACAAUAUGUAAAACAUAAGUCUGUUUCCCAUAGACUUACAUAGAGCACAUUAAUGUUUUGCAAUUUUGCAGACACAUUUUAUACAAUGAAAAAUGCCCAAAAACAUACACAGUGUGAACCUAGCCUUAAAGGGGUACUCUGGUGGAAAACUUUUUUUUUUUAAUGAACUGUUGCCAGAAAUUUAAACAGAUUUGUAAAUUACUUCUAUAAAAAAAAUCUUAAUCAUUUCAGUACUUUUUAGCAGCUGUUUGUUACAGAAGAAAAUCAUUUUUUUUUUGUGUUGUCCACAGUGCUCUCUGCUGACACCAGAUGCCUGUAUCAGGAACUGUCCAGAGCAGGAGAAAAUCCCCACAGCAAACCUAUGCUGCUCUGGAUAGUUCCUGACACGGACAGAGGUGUCAGCAGAGAGCACUGUGGACGACACAAAAAAUUCAAAAAGCAAAGAAUUUCCUCUGUAGCAUACAGCUGAACUAAAAAGUAUCAAAAGGAUUAAGAUUUUCUAAUAGAAGUAAUAUACAAAUCUGUUUAACUUUCUGGCACCAGUUCAUUUAAGAAAAAAAGUUUUCUGCCGGAGUACCCCUUUAAGAGUAACGGCAAUAAUAUACAUUGUCAGAUGCAUAUAUUAUUGUUGAAGUACAUUCAAUGAUGACAGGUAUCAGUUAUAUGGUGUUACAUAAUGUUUUAUUGUGCCCUUUCUUUGGUGCCAGUAAUAUGGUGGAGAACAUCACAAACAUGGACAAAUAUCAGAUAUAACAUUGUUACUAAAAAGUUUGAUUUGCUGUACCAAUGAUAUGGUCCUGACCCUAGUUCAGAGCUGUACUUUUCUACCUGGAGCCAAAUACCAGAGAAACUGUUAACCUGAUAACAAAAAUUAUAUUUUACCACUGUGUUCUACCUUUUCCUUUCAUAAUUUGCAGAUGGUAAUGACAUUAAAGGGUUAUUCCAGCAUGGGCAAAACAUGUAUAUAGUCUUAGUUUUGAAACCAAAAAAAAGCUAUUCCUAUACUUACCCACCCCCAUAGUCCACUGCAGCUUCCCAUUCAUCUCUUCAAGUUCCCUAAUGUUCCUGUCUUCUUCCUGCUUCCGAGAGGAGAGUUCAGUGAAGGACCUGCCUCCUCAGCCAAACAUAAGUCAUAGCAGUGUCCCAUCUCGACCAGUAGUUGGCUGAGCGGGCAGUCCCUGCACUGAGAUCUUAUCUUAGCAGCUGGAAGAAGAAGAACGGGAGCUGCAGUGGGGGACCAGGGCACGGUAAGUAUGUUUUUUUAUUUUUAUUUCCCACAUCCCCAGCACUAUCCUAAUUUUUACCCAUGCUGGAAUUCCCCUUUAAUCUGAUUCUUAUGUGCCUUCUCUCUUUUCCGUUAAGCAGCAGUAAUUUUUUAAGCUUGUAGUUUCUCUUGUGCACCUGGAGACAAACUCCUCCUUCUGAUGUGGUAUAAAGUUGCACUUCAACAUCCUCUCUUUCCUCUACAAUCUCUGUAGCCACUGGAUAUUAUCAGUGCACUUUGGUAACUAUGGCUGACAACAGAUCUAAUGCCACAUGUGGUCAUAGCGCUCAAGGAACACUGGCCUAGUCCACUGUCCUUAUACACAGAACAUAGUGUGUACAUAUAAUAGUAGCGAUAAUGGUGGUUUAUUGGUGUGCCAAAAUGUUCUAUAGCUGUGCAUUUUUUUAAGGGACUAACUUUUUGUUAUAUACUCAUAACCUAAAAUACACAUAUAGUGGUUAACGUAUGCAGAAGAAGGCACAAUUUGUUGGCACUCCUUAAAAAAUAUGUACCCUUUUUGUAACAUAAAGGAAAUGUAGUUUUCCAUUUCAUUUUUUAGCCUCUGAUACUUUGAUUCCAAUCACUCCCCCCUUCCCUGAGCCUAGUAUUCACCCCCUAUUUUACCCCCGCCAUCUGACUGUUCAGUAAAAUGGACAAAACAACCAAAUAGUAAAACCCUCUUAUCUGAGGGCAUAGCAAGAAGUAAAACAGAGCACAUGAGGCUAUUAUAUAUGUCCCCAUCAGAGAAGUGGCUUAAAAAAAACUAAUAAGCAAAUUCAAUCAAAUUGUUGAUAGUUUUGUAAAGAGACAAUUUGCAAACCACUUAUUGAAUUUGGGGUCAAGUAGGGAAAUGCAAUAAAGCAGAUGAAAUUUCUAGACUGAUGUGACAGGGUCACUAAAAGGAAUGAUUAGAGGACCACAUGUCUUUGCAUAUUUGUAUAUUAUUCACUGAGAAUAUGGAACCAAUGAUUUACAUACUAGUUCAUUUAAUGUUACUUAGCAACUUAAUGACAGUAUCUAAGCCAAAUGGCAUUUUUAUUGCACAGUUUUCCAAGAAUGUAACCAAAAACAGACAUGUUAUAAUGUUUGAUUAGGGUUGUUUAUGGUUUUUAUGGGUUAAAUUUAUGAUGCUCAGGGAAAAUAAUUGUGGAAACAAGUUGUGCCUUUUUUUUAGAGUACAUAUCCUAAUGUUAUUCUGAUAAGUUGUUUGUAUUUUAGCUUAAAAGCAGGCAACAUCAAAAAGGAUAAUAAAAUAAGCACUUGAGAAUUCUGCAUACUUACUAAGAGAAGAAAAUAAUCAUACCCCAAAUAAUAUAUUUAUUGAAUGUCGUCAUCACAGUACAAACAGCGACAUUAAAAUAUAUUAACAGAAAAAAAAACAUCUACUUUUCAAUCUAGGAGCUUUCAAGGCAAAACCAAUACUGUUAUGCUUGGUUCAGGGCAGUUCAUGACCUUGUGUCAUGUAUUAAGCCAUGAUAUAGUUUUGCCUGGACUAUUCCUUUGGUUUUUAAUUUGUUGGAUAGUAAUGGUUCUCAUUAUGGAGAGCCAGCUUCUUAGGAAGUCUUACAGGCAAUGUUGUCAGUGAUAAAGUAUGCAAACUAGCGCUC